CAGUACAGAACUGGGGAUGCGGCAGCGGCUCUUCGUGGGUGUGCUGACCUCCAAGAGCACGCUGAACACGCUGGGGGUGGCUGUCAACCGCACGCUGGCCCACCGCCUGGAGCGCCUGGUGUACUUCACAGGCACCCGGGGCCGCAAGGUGCCCCACGGCAUGACGGUGGUGACGCACAGUGAUGAGCGGCCCAUCUGGAACAUGUACCAGACCAUCAGGUACCUUCUGGACCACUAUGUGAACGACUUCGACUGGUUCUUCCUGGUGCAGGACGAUACCUACACGGAGGCGCACCGCAUCAACCGCCUGGUCGCCCACCUGAGCAUCGACACCCACCUCUACCUGGGCCGUCCCGAGGAGUUCAUUGGCGGGGACACUGAGGGACGCUACUGCUACGGGGGGUUUGGCUACCUGCUGUCCCGCAGCCUCCUCCUGCUCCUGCAGCAGCACCUGGAGAGCUGCCGCAAUGACAUCCUCAGCGCCCGGCCUGAUGAGUGGCUGGGCCGCUGCAUCAUCGACUACACAGCUGUCAACUGUGCCGAGGAGCACGAGGGCUUGCGUUACCACUAUUUUGAGCUGGGGAAGAAUGCAGACCCCGAGCGGGAGACCGACCUCCGUUUCCAGAGCGCCUUUACCGUCCACCCCGUGCUGGAUCCCCUCCAGAUGUACCGGCUGCACAAGUACUUCGCGCAGAUGGAGCUCGAGAGGACCUACCAGGAGAUCCAGCAGCUCCAGCUGGAGAUCCAGAACGCCAGCAGCCUGUCUGCUGAUGGGGACCAUGGUGCCACAUGGCCUGUUGGCAUCCCGCCCCCCUUCCAGCCCAAAACCCGCUUCGAGGUGCUGCGCUGGGACUACUUCACAGAGGAGCAAGUCUACGCCUGUGUGGAUGGCUCCCCCAAGUGCGAGCUGCGUGGCGUGGAUCUGGCAGACGUGGCCGACGUGGUGGCCAUGGCCAUGGAGGAGCUGAACCGCAAGUACCAGCCGGUGCUCCACGUCCGCAAACAGCAGCUGGUGAAUGGGUACCGGCGCUUCGACCCCACGCGUGGCAUGGAGUACACGCUGGACCUCCAGGUGGAGGUGGUCACCCAGAAGGGGCACAGCCGCUCUGUCACCAAGCGCGUGCACCUGGUGCGGCCCCUCAGCGAGGUGGAGAUCAUCCCCAUGCCCUAUGUGACGGAGGCCAGCCGCAUCAAUGUCAUACUGCCACUGACAGCCCACGACCGGGACCACGCUGCCCGCUUUUUGGAGGCUUAUGCGGCGGCCGCCUUUGAGAGCAGUGAGAAUGCGGUGCUCACCUUCCUCUUCAUCUAUGACCCUUUCGAGGCUCAGCAGGUCACCCAGAAUGACAUCUUUGCCCCUGUGAAGGCCCAGAUCACUGAGUAUGAGCGCAAGUAUGCAGAGGUGAAGAUCCCGUGGAUCAGUGUUAAGACAGAUGCACCCUCCCAAAUCAAGGUCAUGGACAUCAUCUCCAAGAAGCAUCCUGUGGACACGCUUUUCUUCGUGGCCGGCGUGGGGACAGAGGUCACCGUUGACUUCUUGAAUCGCUGCCGAAUGAACACCAUCAACAACUGGCAGGUCUUCUUCCCCAUCCACUUCCAGGGCUACAACCCCGCCAUUGCCUACCACAACCAGGUGCCGCCCGCCACACUGGACCUGCUGCGUGAUGCGGGGCGCUUCGACCGUGACGUCUUCCACGAAGCCUGCUUCUACAACGCUGACUACAUGGCAGCACGCACCCGCAUGGCAGGUGAUGUGCAGGAGAAUGAGGACAUCCUGGAGACCCUGGACAUCUACGACAUGUUCAUCAAGUACUCCAACCUCCACGUCUUCCGGGCUGUGGAGCCUGCCCUGCUGCAGCGCUACCGACACCAGGCCUGCAACCCCCGGCUCAGCGAGGAGAUCUACCACCGCUGCGUGCAGAGCAGCCUGGAGGGCGUAGGCUCUCGCUCCCAGCUGGCCAUGGUGCUUUUCGAGCAGGAGCAGGGGAACAGUACCUGAAUCCCAGGGCACGGAGGGGCUGGCCCUGCCCUGCCGUGCCUGCCUGCCCACCCCACCUCUUCUGCUGCCCAAAUCAGUCUUCCUCC
Messenger RNA from Haliaeetus leucocephalus (bald eagle), 2085 nucleotides. RefSeq names its product chondroitin polymerizing factor (gene CHPF). Gene Ontology annotation, molecular function: glucuronosyl-N-acetylgalactosaminyl-proteoglycan 4-beta-N-acetylgalactosaminyltransferase activity. The transcript has 3 exons. The record is from RefSeq and is a predicted model, not a curated record. Gene Ontology annotation, cellular component: Golgi cisterna membrane. NCBI's taxonomy places the organism in Eukaryota, Metazoa, Chordata, Aves, Accipitriformes, Accipitridae. Bases 17 to 1999 code for a protein of 660 amino acids.